GAGCGACAAUAUAUAUACCGAAGCCAUCGAAGGGAGCCGCGACCAUCGAAGCUGGAACCAAAAUGGCUAGCAGCGCCGCUGAGAAGACGGCGGACGAGCUCCGUAAGGAGAUUCAAGAACUCCAUCGACGACAGAGGGAGAUCACGGAGCGGCUCCGAGAUCCAAGAGGCAUCCGCCGUGGUGGCCUGGCUCAAGGAAGCGCAGCAGGACCCCGCAACCGCGGUGUCGUUCGACCUGCGGUUGAUGCGGAGGACCAGCCACCGCAAAAGAGACGCCUGUCUUCUGCCAUCGUGAAAUUGGAGGAUGGAGAGAUCAAAGAAGAUGCAGGCGCAGCAGAGGGUGGCAACACAGAAGAUCCUCUUUCCAGGGGUGGUAUUGCUGCCAACAUGGAUAGGAAUGAUCAGAAUAUGUCUUAUCCACAGAGCAAUGUUGGUGGGUUUAGAAGGGAUGGUGGUUCUAGGAUGCGGAGGAUGGAUAUUGAUAUGGCAUUACCUGAGCCAACACCAAGAGAGCCCAAAUUAAUUCAGGAUGCUAGCUUGAUAAAGAGGAAUAAAAGAAUGCUGGGUCAACUAUUAGGGACGCUGGAGAAAUUUCGUGAAGAGGACGAGAAAUUAUCAUCAACAGAAGCAUAUAUGCGUAGAUCAGAUUUAUUGAAAAGGGCAGAAGAAAAGGCUCGAGAAGAAAGUGAAAAAUUAAGGCAACAAGAGCGAGAGCAAAUUGCUGAGAAACGGAAACGUGAUCUGACUCUUCGAGCUCGUGUUGCUGCUAAGGCACAAGAGAAGAAGUGGGAGUUAAUGUUUCUCUCCUGGUCUGAACAUCAUAAGAAGCUUUCCAACUUUUUAAGAACCAAGGCAGAACCUCCUAUAUACUAUCUGCCAGCCAAACCUCUUCUUGAUGAUCCUGCAGCAGUUGAACAGCAAAGAGAACAGGCUUUUAUUAAAUGGAAGACUGCAAGAAGGGCUGAGCUUUCAGACUACCAAAAGCAGAUCGAGGAGCAAUUUCUAUCAAACGUGGAGAAACAACUUGAAAGGUGGCAGAAUGCUAGGAAUAACAGGAGAGCUGACAGCCUGGUGAAUCUACAGGAGACAAUGGACAAGGAGCUGGAAACACAUCAACUGGAGCAUGGUCCAAAGACACGGAGGAUUGCCGGAGGCAAUGACGACGAAGAGGAUGUGGAGGAUAUAGCUGCCGAAGAUGAGUUAAUGGAUGAGGUUCUCGGGGCACAUGACCAGGAAAGGAUUGAUGCGGAUGCAACAAAGAUUUCUGACGUUGAUAAUGGCAAUUGAUAGUCAUGAUAAUCUCUACUCAACCGUCUACUUUAUUUACGCGCCUUGUCCAUGUUCUUAAAAUUUGGGUUUGUGUUCACGCCUUGUUUGGAACGGCAACUUGUUGUGGCCUUGAAGAUCUGGAGUUGUUUAGAUUGGCAAAAAUGUGUAUCUGCACUCCGCUUUGGUUAAUUCAGUCGCCUAACAUGAAAGCUUGUUGCUUUUCAAGAUUCUGUUGAUACUUCAUAAUUGGCUGAUUUAUAAAUGAACAAUGAUGGUCUUUAAGCACGUUCAA
Molecule: messenger RNA, 1560 nt
Organism: Zingiber officinale
Lineage: Eukaryota; Viridiplantae; Streptophyta; Magnoliopsida; Zingiberales; Zingiberaceae
Product: pinin-like
Exons: 10
Coding region: 63-1286 (407 amino acids)
Cellular component (GO): catalytic step 2 spliceosome
Source: RefSeq, a predicted model, not a curated record